Molecule: messenger RNA, 933 nt
Organism: Aspergillus heteromorphus CBS 117.55
Lineage: Eukaryota; Fungi; Ascomycota; Eurotiomycetes; Eurotiales; Aspergillaceae
Gene: pex20
Product: protein pex20
Exons: 2
Coding region: 1-933 (310 amino acids)
Biological process (GO): protein import into peroxisome matrix, docking
Cellular component (GO): cytosol; peroxisomal membrane
Source: RefSeq, a predicted model, not a curated record
AUGAGUGAUGCAUUAUGUGGCCCCUCAAACGCGCUCCAGAAUUUUCAGAAGCACGCAUCUGUUGAUCGAACCCUUCAGCAAGAUAGAUUGAUACCUCGGGGAUUCCCUUCCCAGAGCUUCCGGUCGCAGACCUCUAACCAAGGGACACUUGAUCCUGAAUUUGCGGCCUUCGAAUCUAACUCGGCAGGAGCACCCCUUCCUACUGUACAGCAUGCAGGCCAGUUUGCCACACCCACAUCCAAUUUCGCAGUAUCAAGUCCCGCAGAGGCGUCAAGCUGGGCGGCAGAUUUUCGAAAAAUGCAUAUUUCGGGGCCCACAGAUCCACUUAUCCAACGUCAUGGACCUUCUGCUUCUGUAGCAGCGAUGUCGGCUAUUUCGCAGCAGGACUGGCAGAAUGAGUUUGCUAGGCAGCAGAUGCAUCAACCCCCUGACCAGAACAUUCAACCACAGGUCUCAGGACUUCAGUCAUCAUAUUCGCCUCACUAUCCUAUACAUAACGCUAUAUUUGCCCCCACUCAAGAAUCAAAGGCGAAUCAACAACUCCCGGCAGAAGCAUUUGAUGAACCGGCGUUCGAGGCGGCAUUUGAGCAGGCAAGGGUGGAUAUGAUACUACAAGAAGCGCAAACUACGCAAACACAAGCGGAAUAUGUCGAGGAGGGAGUUGAACCCCUUGCAGUCACUGAAGAAACCGCCGAAAAAAAUAUCAAAAUCGGAUCAGAUACCAUCUCCCAAGCCGACACGAAUGACCCGCAAGGACGUGUGAACAACGCAGACGAACUUGCCCGAACUGCGGGGCAACUGCUAGAUAGUGUAAAGCAUGACCAAAGCCAAAAGUUUCGCGAAAGCAACUUUCUUGCCUUGAUGCGCCGCAUUCGGGACCGCGAGGUCCACAUCGAUGGUGACAAAUUCCGCGAAGUCAGUACCAGUCCGUGA